This is a messenger RNA of Prorocentrum cordatum, 1096 nucleotides long. Lineage: Eukaryota; Dinophyceae; Prorocentrales; Prorocentraceae. The record is from the annotation of a GenBank genome assembly.
GAGGUUCGACGACAUUCAGAAGACGAUGGAGAGUUUCGACCCGCCGGUGCCAGACAUCAUCCGGGUCGUGGUGACCCCGAGCAACCUGGCCAGCCAGACGGUGACGCUCGUCUUCGGGUGUGCGGACGGUCAGGAGUUCGAGGCCGAGGUGUCCGACUGGCGCUGGUGGUUCCGCGUGGCUCAGCAGAUGAGCGGUGCCGGGAAGGCCGUGUUCUGUCUGAUCGCCGGGGACCUCGGGCACGCGGACUCGAUCGCCGCGAUGGCGAGCUCGACUCGCACGUGGGCGGAGAGCUCAUGCACCUCGUUCUGGACCUGCUGCACGUCCGGGGACGGCAACAAGCUCCGCCAGCUGCAGGAUUUCCACCAGUCGCUUCAGGGCAAGAACAUCCAAGACAUCGAGCAGGACGCCGACUCCGGCACCGAGGCAAUGAAGAAGCUGUACAGGACUUGGAAGCAGCCCGGUGACACCUCAAGCUUCGACGACCUGAUCAACCAGUCGGUCAAGAUCAGCACGCAGACAGAUCGAGUGAAGGUGGUGUUGCGCACGAGCGGCUUCUACAACAAGUUCUACUACGAUGUGCGCCGGCAAGGCGGCGGCGCCUGGGUGCGGAAGCUAGGCCCCGGAAGGACGCAGGCCCUCACCGACGGCAGCAGCGACGGCUCGCCCGGGCGGCGCGCGCCCGCUGGCGCGCGGCAGCGGUCCGCCAGCGAGCCCGCGCUGGAGGAGGGCGGCUGGGCGGCGCGGUCGGCGCCCUCGUUCGGAGGCGACCGGGGCCGCCCCGGGGCCCAGCGCGCGGCCGUGAGCCCGCGGCCGUUGACCGCGGGCGCGCGCAGCCGCAGCGCUUCCGCCGUGGGCCGGCCGGUGGGGCGCCAGGAACUGCCGCGGCGCUCCUACUCGUCGGCCCCCGACUCCCGCGUGAGGUUCAGCGACGCCUCGCCGCGCGAGGAGUCCGCGGGGUCCAGCCGAAGGCGCCGCCCUGGCGCCGAGCCCAACGGGAGGCACCCGUACGGCGCCGAGCCCAAUGGGUGGCACCACGACGGGCAGCACGGGGACGACGACGACGACGACGACUGCUGCGACCACCGCGCAGGGGAG